Molecule: messenger RNA, 516 nt
Organism: Miscanthus lutarioriparius
Lineage: Eukaryota; Viridiplantae; Streptophyta; Magnoliopsida; Poales; Poaceae
Source: the annotation of a GenBank genome assembly
AUGGUUGCUGCCUCCUCCGCCACCUCCGUCCACGACUUCACCGUCAAGGAUGCUAGCGGGAAAGAUGUGGACCUUAGCACCUACAAGGGGAAGGUUCUGCUCAUAGUCAAUGUUGCAUCUCAGUGUGGCUUGACCAAUUCCAACUACACAGAGCUGAGCCAGUUGUAUGAGAAGUACAAGGACCAGGGUUUUGAGAUCCUUGCUUUCCCAUGCAACCAGUUCGGUGGGCAGGAGCCUGGCACUAAUGAGGAGAUUGUCCAGUUUGCUUGCACUCGCUUCAAGGCUGAAUAUCCAAUUUUCGACAAGGUUGAUGUCAAUGGCGACAAUACUGCACCCAUCUACAAGUUCCUGAAGUCCAGCAAAGGUAGUCUCUUUGGUGAGAACAUAAAAUGGAACUUCUCCAAGUUCUUGGUUGACAAAGAGGGGCGUGUUGUGGAGCGGUACGCACCAACAACUUCCCCACUGAGCAUCGAGAAGGACAUCAAGAAGCUACUAGGGAGUUCUUCAACCUUGUAA